This is a messenger RNA of Musa acuminata AAA Group (dessert banana), 582 nucleotides long. RefSeq lists its product as uncharacterized. NCBI's taxonomy places the organism in Eukaryota, Viridiplantae, Streptophyta, Magnoliopsida, Zingiberales, Musaceae. The coding region runs from base 1 to 582 and encodes 193 amino acids. The transcript is spliced from 2 exons. The record is from RefSeq and is a predicted model, not a curated record.
AUGGGUUUAAAGCCUUCAAGGUUCUUCUGGUCGCUGAUCGAGAAGCCGUCGGUAACCAUCUCCGAAAUGCUCCAGCGCGCCAAUCAGUAUGUCAUCGCCGAAGCGUUCCACCAGGACCACGACCAUGACACGGAGGACUACUACGACCUCCAUAAUCAAAUAGAGGGACUGAUCUGGAGAGGCCACCUCGGACACUAUCUCAGGGAACUCCGAGAAGCAACUCCGCACCCCAAGGGACCCGUUGAAAGACAAAUCGAUGUCAUUUCCGGGGGACCAGCAGUCGGUGGCAAUAGCUCUAUGUCGAGGAAGGCCUACGCCCGUAGCAUGAUCGAGAAAGGACCCCGGUCCAAACAUGAGCCUGAAAUCACCUUCGGGGCCAAAGAAGUCGAGCGCUCCCAUCAUGAUGACGCUCUGGUGAUCUCUAUCCAGGUUGCCAAUGCCCGAGUCAAAAGGGUGAUGGUCGACACUGGGAGUUCCGCCGACAUCCUUUACUUUGAUGCCUUCAAGAAGCUCGGCUUGACCGAGAGAGACCUCACCCCCAUGGCGUCAACACUCAAAGGAUUCAUAGGGGAUUCCUGCUAG